AAGUACGGCGACCUUGCUUCAUUCUCGACGACGAGUGCAGCCAAUGACGUCGUGACCUUCAUCUCGAACUACACGAACGGAGCCUCUACUAUUCUGUAUGGCAUCAGCUACGGAACGAUUCUACUGGAACGGAUCAUGCACUUGAAUCCUGCGAAGGUUACUGGGUACGUGUUGGACGGCGUCGCCACGGCUUCGGGGGCGGCCGGUGACAAGUUCAUGUAUCUGUCA
Messenger RNA from Phytophthora sojae, 228 nucleotides. RefSeq lists its product as hypothetical. The annotation marks the transcript as partial. Lineage: Eukaryota; Oomycota; Peronosporomycetes; Peronosporales; Peronosporaceae. The record is from RefSeq and is a predicted model, not a curated record. The transcript has a single exon.